Molecule: messenger RNA, 1662 nt
Organism: Aspergillus terreus NIH2624
Lineage: Eukaryota; Fungi; Ascomycota; Eurotiomycetes; Eurotiales; Aspergillaceae
Product: AFG1 family ATPase
Exons: 4
Coding region: 1-1662 (553 amino acids)
Biological process (GO): protein quality control for misfolded or incompletely synthesized proteins
Cellular component (GO): mitochondrion; cytoplasm
Molecular function (GO): ATP hydrolysis activity; ATP binding
Source: RefSeq, a predicted model, not a curated record
AUGAACGGCUCGUCGGUCCGCCUGUGCACGGAACAACUGCCGCGGGCGUUGCGACGGAGGGCGUUGGCCCCGUCUGCGCCGCGCGGAGUACGAAGGGUCUAUGUGAGGGAGAGCCGGAGGAAUGUACAUGAGGGACCGGUGAGUGUCGCGCGACGGACGCUCCCAGCCGGAGGCACUCGGCCGAGCGAGUGCACCCAAAACCCCCGGUAUAUACGACAAUACGCAACGCAGGCGGCGCAGGUCGCGCCGACGGACGCCGCAGCACCCGGGCCCGUCCAGGGCGGUCCGCUGCGCGAGUAUGACGCGCGGGUGCAGCAGGGUCGACUACGGGAUGACCCCCACCAGAGAGAGAUCAUCGAGAAACUGCAGGAUUUGUAUGAACGGCUGAGCGCGUACCAGGCGCCGGCGGUGGUCCAUCCGAACCCGGAGAUGCUCGAGCCGAAGCCCAAGUCGUCGCUGUUCGGGUCACUGUUCGGCCGCGGCAAGAAGCAGGUAGAGCUGACGAUCCCCGAGACGCUGCCCAAGGGGCUGUAUAUGUUUGGCGAUGUGGGCUGCGGCAAGACGAUGCUGAUGGAUCUGUUCUACGAGACGCUGCCGGCGAACAUCACGUCCAAGACGCGCAUCCACUUUCACAAUUUCAUGCAGGAUGUACAUAAGCGCAUGCAUGUGGUCAAGAUGCGCUACGGGAGUGACUUUGAUGCGCUGCCGUUGGUGGCGGCCGACAUUGCCGAGAAGUCGAGCGUGCUGUGUUUUGACGAGUUCCAGUGCACGGAUGUGGCGGAUGCGAUGAUUCUGCGGAGACUCCUCGAAUCCCUCAUGUCCCACGGCGUGGUGUUGGUCACCACGUCCAACCGCCACCCCGACGAGCUCUACAAGAACGGCAUCCAGCGCGAACACUUCAUCCCAUGCAUCAACCUCCUCAAGACCGCCCUGGACGUCAUCAACCUCGACUCGCCCACCGACUACCGCAAAAUCCCCCGGCCCCCAGCCGCCGUCUACCACCACCCGCUCGACGCGGAGGCCGAGCGCCACGCCCAGAAGUGGUUCGAGUACCUGGGCGACCCGGUCAACGACCCGCCGCACCCGGCCACGCAGGAGGUGUGGGGGCGCAAGAUCGAGGUGCCGCUGGCGAGCGGCAAGGCGGCGCGGUUCACGUUCCAGCAGCUGAUCGGGUCGGCCACCGGCGCGGCCGACUACCUGGAGCUGGUGCGCAACUACGACGCGCUGAUCGUCACCGACGUGCCGGGGAUGACACUGCACCAGCGCGAUCUGGCGCGGCGGUUCAUUACGUUUAUCGAUGCGGUGUACGAGAGCAGAGCAAAACUGGUCCUCACGACGGCGGUCCCCCUCACCAACAUCUUCAUCUCCGAGUCCGAGGUGCGGUCGUCGCUGGACGAGAACGACGGCGGCGACCUGUCGGACGCGAUGCGCAUGAUGAUGGAUGACCUGGGGCUGUCGAUGAAGGCGCUCAAGUCGACGUCGAUCUUCAGCGGCGACGAGGAGCGGUUCGCGUUUGCGCGGGCGCUGUCCCGGCUGGUCGAGAUGGGCAGCAAGGAGUGGGUGGAGCGCGGGAUGGGCGUGGGCAUGAGCGCCGAGCAGAGGAAGAACGAGCACGAGGCGUGGAUGAAGACGCGGAGCCACUGGAUGGAGGAUAACAUGUAG